CUUAUGGACAAGUCCGUGAUUUUAUGUGUUUAAAUCCGUCUAUAUCAGGACAUGGACACGCCACAGCUCAUUACUAUCUCAGCGGUGAGGAGGCUCCCGCUGUUCCUGUACCGCCACUAUCAACCAACCUACCUCCAUCCUUCCUUGCAUUCUGAUCAUUGACGAGAGAGGUAUAUGCAUCUGUUCGCAAAUGUACCGUUUCAAUAUAGAGGCAGCAUGACCAUCUCGCUACUCAUUCUCAAGACAAUCGCGUGUGUGAAUUAAAGGUGUUGUGUCUUUAAAUCAAGUCCAGAUCAAGAUCUUUGAAAUCAAGAUUUGGUUCAUUCACCAUGGCACCACAUCCAGUAGUUCAGGCAAUAAUAGACCUCUCUGCUGGCGCUAUAGGGGGCACUGCUUGUGUGUUCAGUGGUCAACCCUUGGAUACGGCAAAAGUGAAAAUGCAGACCUUCCCCACUUUGUACAGAGGCUUUGUGCACUGCUUUGUCUCGACAUACAAACAGGUGGGACUUCGGGGGCUGUAUCAAGGUACCACACCUGCCCUCAUGGCUAACAUCGCUGAGAACUCUGUGCUCUUCAUGUGCUACGGUUUUUGCCAGGAUGUGGUACGCGUCGUCUCUGGACAGGAGAAAGGGACUGUGCUUAGUGACAUGCAGAAAGCAUGUGCAGGCUCCGUGGCUUCUAUUUUCUCCUCUCUGGUGCUUUGUCCCACUGAACUGGUGAAGUGCCGACUGCAGGCUAUGCAUGAGAUGACCAUCUCGGGCAAGAUCGCCAAAAGUCAAAACACAGUUUGGUCAGUUAUGAAGUCCAUCAUGCACAAUGAUGGUCCUGCAGGGUUCUUCCUGGGUUUAACUACCACCAUUGCCCGUGAGGUGCCUGGAUAUUUCUGUUUCUUUGGAGCGUAUGAGCUGUGUCGAUCUCUCUUCGCUCAGUACAUGCACUGCGACAAGGAUGACUUAGGUGUAGCCCCCAUUGUGUUCAGUGGGGGUUUUGGGGGAGCUUGUCUCUGGCUUGUCGUGUACCCCAUGGAUUGUGUUAAAUCCAGAAUACAGGUCAUGUCAAUGACAGGCAGGCAGGCUGGCUUCUUCAAGACCUUUAUGCACAUCUUCAGAACAGAAGGUAUAAGGGCUUUAUAUUCUGGUCUCACUCCCACAAUGAUUCGAACGUUUCCAGCCAACGGUGCCCUCUUCUUAGGUUAUGAAGCCAGCCGUAAAUUCAUGCUGGCACAGUUUUGACAGCUGACACCUUGCACAAUAUUUUCUCUUGUUUGGUCCUUAAUAUUUUAAUUUUUACUAACUCAACAUGGUUAGCCCUUACUUACUCAAACAUGCAAUAAUAAUAAUAAAUAAUCAUAUGCAAUACCUAACACAGAUUGUUAUAAUGAUGCUUUUUUAUUUUUAGAUCAUUUCUGAGUGUACUUUUUUCUCUCUUUCUUUUUAUCCCCUUUUCUCCUCAAUUUUAAAUGCCCAAGUCCCACUACUUAGUUGGUCCUCAUGGUGGUGCGGUUACUCACCUCAAUCUGGGUGACGGAGGACAAGUCUCAGUUGCCUUCACUUCUGAGACCGUCACUCCACGCAUCUUAUUGCCUGGCUCGUUGUGCAUGACACCGCGUAGACUCCCAGCAUGUGGAGGCUCAUGCUACCCAUGCACAACUUGCCACAUGCCCCAUUGAGAGCAAGAACCACUAAUCGUGACAACAAGGAGGAUACCCUGUGUGACUCUACCCUCCCUAGCAACCGGGCCAAUUUGGUUGCUUAGGAGACCUGGCUGGGUCACUCAGCACACCCUGGAAUCCAACUCACAACUCCAGUGGUGAUAGUCAGCGUCAAUACUCGCUGAGCUACCCAGGCCCCCCUUUUCUGGGUGUUCUUAAAACAUCUUGGUCAGAGAGUCUAGUGACUUGAUAUUAUUUGAACUAUUCUCAGUAUUAACAGAACUUAAUGGGCUAAUUCACACAUUAUCUCCAUUGUCCUGGUUUUGUCAUUCUUUCAUCAUGACGAUUUGAAUUUAGAAUGGCAUAAUCUACUUGUGCUCAGUUUUUAGUCUACCUCAGUAUAAUGACCAGUUUCCCAAAUUUCAAAAGUACAGUGGUGUAAACAACUAUGCAGCUAAAUGCUAUGCUGCUCCCUAAAACACUAACAGACAAAAGGAACAAAAAACACAGUUCAGUGGUUUUGAAAAUACAGUUUUUAAUGUUUUACUCAUAUUGUGCUGUCAGUAUAUUAUCAGGAUAAGCAUUAUAUGUGUGUAUUUGAUCAUACAGUAUUUCAGAAAGGUGGGAAUGCCUUAUUUUUUUCAAAUGUAUUUCUUUAACUUUGUUUUAAAUAUGUUCAUAAAUGGAUGUGUGAGCAGGAUUGGGGAGUAACGGAAUACAUGUAGUGGGAAUACGUAUUUAAAUUACAAAAUAUAAGUAACUAUAUUCCACUACAGUUACAAUUAAAACCAUUGGUAAUUAGAAUAGUUACAUUCAAAAAAGUAUUUAGAUUACUGAAGAGAUUACUUUGCAUUUUAUUGUAAUUUGAUUAAUUUAAUAUUUAGUCCUUUCAGAUGGAAAACAUUUAUACAUAUAAGUGUUGUGAUCCAAAGUGCAUUUGAACAGCGGUGAAACUCUUUCUUAUGAUGCGUUACAUUCAUACGAGCAGACAGAGAAUUAAGUUUGAAGUAAUUUUGGAGCAGAAGAAAUAGAACUAAACCUUGUGUAAAUUGUCAGCUUUACGCUAAUCUAAAAUGCUAUUUCUAGCCAUUUUAAAAGAACAUGUUACCAGGCACGAUCAUAUUUUUUUAUCAAGAAAAUUCACGUUGGAUCAUAGUUGAUUUUAUUCUAGUAAAACUGUAACGGGGUUAUAAGGGAAAGGAGAAGGUGAGAACCGGUUUGACAAUAUAAAUAAAGUUUAAUGAUAAACUUAAACAUAAACACAUACAGGGCAGCUGCCAUAGUUCUCUCUCUGCCUCAAACUGUAGCCUCCGGUCACCUUUAUCCCUCAUCCCCUCGCUCACCUCAUCAGGCUGAUCGGGGUCCGGGCGUGCAUUAUUCCGGCCCCGCCCUCCUCCGCUCUACCAAGACCUUUGAUAUUUGGGCAAAAAUCUUAUUCUUGAUCAUUUGUGUUUUGUUUUCCUGUAAAAAAUCCUUAAAACAAGAUCAAACACUGCAUAAGAUAUUUAGGUUUUUCAGUGAAUGUAUUUUUAACGUGUAUUUUGUCUUUUAUUGGCAGUUAUUAUAGUCAAAACAAGUUACAAAAAUCUAAAACUAAUCCAAAGUAUUUAAAAUACGUUACUGACCUUGAGUAACCUAACAUAAUACUUUACUAAUUAAAUUU
Xyrauchen texanus (razorback sucker) is the source of this 3314-nucleotide messenger RNA. Its product is annotated as mitochondrial ornithine transporter 1-like. Lineage: Eukaryota; Metazoa; Chordata; Actinopteri; Cypriniformes; Catostomidae. Gene Ontology annotation, molecular function: L-ornithine transmembrane transporter activity. The transcript is spliced from 7 exons. Bases 330 to 1232 code for a protein of 300 amino acids. Gene Ontology annotation, biological process: mitochondrial L-ornithine transmembrane transport. The record is from RefSeq and is a predicted model, not a curated record.